Messenger RNA from Oncorhynchus kisutch (coho salmon), 892 nucleotides. Its product is annotated as dachshund homolog 2. The transcript has 3 exons. The annotation marks the transcript as partial. Gene Ontology annotation, cellular component: transcription regulator complex; nucleus. Lineage: Eukaryota; Metazoa; Chordata; Actinopteri; Salmoniformes; Salmonidae. Gene Ontology annotation, molecular function: RNA polymerase II cis-regulatory region sequence-specific DNA binding; DNA-binding transcription factor activity, RNA polymerase II-specific. The record is from RefSeq and is a predicted model, not a curated record. Gene Ontology annotation, biological process: regulation of transcription by RNA polymerase II.
UUACAUUUCAUUUUAUUGAUUUAUUUAUGUAUAUGAGACACUCAGCCGCGAAUAGCGUUGACUGGAACGUGUUAACCCUUUAAGGGCCCCGAGCUGGGAUUUGACAGGAAAUAGGUGAUUUCCUGUGCCACGUUCUGCCUCGUUCUAAUGGAUGGCCUGCCUGCCUGUAGUGAUCACUGCAAUAGCGCCCAACGCUACUCUACACGGCCGUACAGUACCAUAUCUCAGCUGUAACCCAGCCUGAAUGUGGACCUCACAGGGACCUACAGUGGUCAUUUAAAGGCUGUUUACAUGGUCUUCACAAGGCAGGGCUGUGCUUUCACAGGCCACCCUAGUCUCAUGCCAUUGGGAUGUGUGCUGCUGGGCUGUUGUGUAGGCGGGCACCUCCUGCUCACCUCCCUCCGCUUGUCUCCCCUGUAUGUGUUCCCAGGUGGCAGCGAGUCCUCCUGGGACAAAGAGAAGCUCCAGUCUCCCCCCUCCUCCGGCGCUGCCCACGGCCUCGGUCACGCAGGCCUGUCAGGGCAGCACGGCCUGUCCAGCUCCCACCUCAGCUCUCUGCAGCAGAACCACCUACUGGCCAACCGACUGGACCUUCCAUUCAUGAUGAUGCCCCACCCCCUGCUGCCCGUCAGCCUGCCGCCUGCCUCUGUUGCCAUGGCAAUGAACCAGAUGAACCACCUGAACACCAUCGCAAACAUGGCCGCUGCAGCUCAGAUGCACAGCCCCUUGUCCAGAGCAGGAGCGUCUGUCAUCAAGGAGUGUGUCCAGGACAGCCCCUCUCCGGCGCCCUCCAUGGAGGAAGGUCCUCGCCCGGGCUCCCAGCCCUCCUCACACCCCAGCAGCAGUGCCUCCAGCUCCCCAGCCCCACACCAACACACCCCAGACCGCCUGG